Molecule: messenger RNA, 2133 nt
Organism: Zingiber officinale
Lineage: Eukaryota; Viridiplantae; Streptophyta; Magnoliopsida; Zingiberales; Zingiberaceae
Product: exportin-4-like
Exons: 19
Coding region: 265-2133 (622 amino acids)
Biological process (GO): protein export from nucleus
Cellular component (GO): cytoplasm; nuclear pore
Molecular function (GO): nuclear export signal receptor activity
Source: RefSeq, a predicted model, not a curated record
GAAUUUUCCCCUUACUCAGGUGUUCUUUUCAUUUCCAGGAAGGCGCACACACAGGGGGAAGGCGGCUUGAAGGGCUACCAGGCCCUCCGAUCGCUUCCCUUUUCCUCACAAUUUUAUCUGCCGACUUUGAGAAAGCUCGCAGCUCACUCCCGUUCCUGCAUCCCCAUCUCCUUUUGAUCGUCUCUUCCUCGUCGCUCCCAAUCCGACACACACAGUACCCUAGAGAAUAGAAUCGGACGAGAUUGAGUUGAAAAACAAGAGGCAAUGCAGGGGUUCCCAGGAUCAGUUCCGGAUUUGUCCCAGCUUCGGUCCACCAUGAUUGCAGUUGAACAGGCUUGCUCCAUGAUCCAGAUGCACAUGAAUCCAACUGAAGCAGAGAAAAUUAUUGUUUCACUGCGGCAAUCCUCAAUGCCAUUCCAGGCUUGCCGAUUCAUACUUGAAAAUUCUGAAUUGCCAGCUGCAAAAUUUCAAGCUGCUGGAGCAAUUGGUGAUGCUGCAAUUAGAGAGUGGGGAAUGCUUACAGAUGAGAAUAAGAAAAACUUAAUAGUAUUCUGUCUACACUAUGUUAUGGAGCAUGCAAGUGCUUCUGAUGCUUACGUCCAAUUAAAGGUGUCUGCAGUUGCAGCUCAACUGUUAAAACGAGGAUGGUUUGAUUUUGUUGAUGCUGAAAAGAUUUGUAUUCUCUUAGAGGUGAAGCAAGCCAUUCUAGGACCUCAUACAUCAGAUGUGCAAUUUGCAGGGAUUAAUUUCCUUGAGUCCUUGGUAUCUGAAUUUUCACCUGCAACUUCGACUCCGAUGGGCCUUCCUAAAGAUUUUCACACCCAAUGUCAUUUGUCAAUGGAAUCUAAUUAUCUGAAGGAGUUCUAUUGUUGGGUUCAAUCUGCUGCGUUUAAUGUGACUGAAAAGAUAGUGAGCUCAUAUGCAAGCAUAUCUGAUGAGAAAGCAUGCUCUGCAGCACUGCGGUUUAUGUUUCAGCCAGGACCCUCAUGGCAUGGUGCUAUAUUAUCAAGCGGACAAACUCUUUGGCUUUUGAACUUGUAUGCAACAGUUCGCCAGCAGCAUUUAUCUGAUAUUUUGUGGUUUGAUUCUCCCUUAUCAGUCUCUGCCAGGCAGCUAGUAGUGCAGUUAUGCUCUUUGUCAGGGACUAUAUUUCCUUCCGACAAUGGGGAAACACAUAUUAAGCACCUAGUGCAGAUUCUGUCAGCUGUUAUUGAUUGGAUUGAGCCGCCUAACAUAGUCUCAGGAGCAUUACGUGGGGGGCGAAGUGAAAGUGAGAUGAUUGAUGGUUUUCAUGUAUUACUUUCCAUGGCAACCAUGACUACAACUGUGCUUUUUGAUAAUCUUCUUAGGUCUUUAAGACCUUUUGGUACAAUUCAAUUAUUGUCUGCCUUGACUAGUGAAAUUGUUAAAACUCAUGUGAGAAGAACUGAUGAUGAUCAAACAUGGACAUCAGAGGCUCUUGAUAUUCUCUUGGAGAUAUGGACCCUCAUUCUUGGGAGAAAUGACAAUGAAAGAAAAGUUUCACCUGAAAACAUAUCAUCAUUAUCGAAUUUAUUCAAAGCUAUUGUGGAGUCACAUCUUAAUGCUGCUGCCCAAUCUGCAUUUGAAGAUGAUAGUGAUGCUGAGUAUUUUCAUGUCUCUGUAUCAAAACGAGAUGAAACUUUGUAUGCAUAUGCUCUUAUUGCACGAGCUGCAGUUGAAACCAAUAUUUCCUUUCUUAUGAAACUGUUUUCAGAACGUUGUGCUCUUCUCAGUCAGAAUAAUGAAAGUUGUGAUCCUACACAAACCUUAGAAGAACUCUACUGGCUUCUAUUGAUUACUGGUCACGUGCUCACUGAUUCAGGUGAUGGAGAAACAGUAAUGAUUCCAGAAGCAAUACAAGACGGGUUUGCUGAUGUAUCAGAUGAAUCACAGCAUCCAGUGGUUGUUUUUUCCUGGUCAAUAUUAAGUUUUGCUAGGCAAAGUUUGGAUUCAAAAAUGAGAACAAUGUAUUUCAGUCCUCGACUCAUGGAGCAAGAAAGCAUGAUGCUGUUGGUUUCUUCCAAGCAAGAUAAAGGGCUGCGCAAAAAGGCUAUAGGCCAUCAGCGAUGUGACAUGACAACUGAGGAGAUAGGUAGCGAGAAAAAUCCAUAG